Nannospalax galili (Upper Galilee mountains blind mole rat) is the source of this 1884-nucleotide messenger RNA. It is a transcript of the gene Gipc1, whose product is annotated as GIPC PDZ domain containing family member 1. Gene Ontology annotation, molecular function: protein binding. The record is from RefSeq and is a predicted model, not a curated record. Bases 267 to 1268 code for a protein of 333 amino acids. Lineage: Eukaryota; Metazoa; Chordata; Mammalia; Rodentia; Spalacidae. The transcript has 9 exons.
GGCUCGGGACAUGGGUCCCGCCCGCCAUAAGCCGGCUGCUGGAGAGGCCCAGACUGGAGUUCGUAGAGGCCGAGCUGGGCGAGCGGGUGGCGGCGGUGCAGAUGAGGAAACUGGGGCCCCAUAGAGAGAAGUGACUUGGCUUUGCCUACACAGCUGGGUCAUUCUGGCUGCUGUCUUGACAAACGAGAGUAAGAGGAAGCCUGAAGACACAGAGGAGCCAACUCUAGUGUAGGUCUCCCGACUGAGCCCGAUUCUCUUCGCUGCUCAUGCCGCUGGGACUAGGGCGGCGGAAAAAGGCACCACCUCUGGUGGAAAAUGAAGAAGCAGAGCCUGGUCGUGGUGGACUGGGUGUUGGGGAGCCAGGGCCCCUGGGCAGUGGUGGGGCAGGGGGACCCCAGGUGGGUUUGCCCCCACCUCCUGCUGCCCUGCGCCCACGCCUGGUAUUCCACACCCAGCUGGCCCAUGGUAGUCCCACUGGCCGCAUUGAGGGCUUCACCAAUGUCAAGGAGCUCUAUGGCAAGAUUGCUGAGGCCUUCCACCUGCCAGCUGCUGAGGUGAUGUUCUGCACCCUCAACACCCACAAAGUGGAUAUGGACAAGCUCCUUGGGGGCCAGAUUGGGCUGGAGGACUUCAUCUUUGCCCACGUUAAAGGGCAGCGCAAGGAAGUGGAAGUGUUCAAGUCUGAGGAAGCACUGGGGCUCACCAUCACAGACAAUGGGGCCGGCUAUGCAUUCAUCAAGCGCAUUAAGGAAGGCAGUGUGAUUGACCACAUCCAGCUUAUCAGCGUGGGCGACAUGAUUGAAGCAAUCAACGGGCAGAGCCUGCUGGGCUGCCGGCACUACGAGGUUGCCAGGCUCCUCAAGGAGCUGCCCCGAGGCCGCACCUUCACCCUCAAACUCACAGAACCUAGAAAGGCUUUUGACAUGAUCAGCCAGCGUUCGGCAGGUGGCCGCCCUGGCUCAGGCCCACAACUGGGCACUGGCCGAGGGACCCUCCGGCUCCGAUCCCGUGGCCCUGCCACAGUGGAGGAUCUGCCCUCAGCCUUCGAGGAAAAGGCCAUCGAGAAGGUGGAUGACUUGCUAGAGAGCUACAUGGGGAUUAGAGAUACGGAACUGGCUGCCACCAUGGUGGAGCUGGGGAAAGACAAAAAGAACCCAGAUGAGCUGGCAGAGGCUCUGGAUGAACGACUUGGUGACUUUGCCUUCCCUGACGAGUUUGUCUUUGAUGUCUGGGGAGCCAUUGGCGAUGCUAAGGUCGGCCGCUACUAAGACUGGAACUGGACUCUGAGAUGACCUGGACCUGGCCUGGAUGGUGGUCCCAGAAGGGAUACCACAGCCAAGACCUGAGCAUCUGGCUUGGGCACAGAGUUAAGCACCUGGAGAUGAUAUGGCAUAGAAGUUGCCUUUGGCUCUGGCACUACUCCAAUCGGUACCACCGUCUUUCCUGGUGCCCAGCCUGGCUGGGGUCCCUGGCCUUCCCCUGCCAGGUUCCCCGCCUACCUCAGCAGAGUCAGUGCACAGGGAGGGACCAGCCACACUGGACAGCCGCCUCUGCCCCAAACACUUUCCACCAUCAGCUGCCAAAUUGCUCCUUUUGUCUCAGUGGGGCCUCAGUUUUGUUUAGGGUCAUGACCUUCCUACUUCUGAGGUCUACAGUGCAGAAAGAGGGCAUCUCUUAGAAAAGGCAAUACCAUCCCCCGUUGGAACCCCUCCCCCAGGAGGAGCAUCCUUAAGUUGGAUUCUGUUACCUCCCCCUUUAAGUGGAUACUGCUAUGAAUCCCCAGCCCCCAUCACCUCCCCUCAAGCAGUGCAAGAGGGAUGAGGGAGGCAGUGGGUUUUGUAUCCAAACUUGCUGUCUUGGACAUAAAAACUAUUGGCUAUUGGA